CGGGAGCCGGCGCGGCGGCGGCCGCCGUGUCCUCGGGGCCGCUGACCCCCGCCGGGCUCAGGGCACGUCUGAUGGUCGGAAGCGGCCCUGGUCCCCGCGAAGAUGGUUAUAAACCUCUGCCUACCUCAGUUCAGGCCCAGGAUCCACUGCAACAAGAUUUCGGCGGACGGCUACGAGGUGGAAAACCUCAUCUCCGAAGACCUGACCAAGAGGAACCGGGGCUUCCGGACCGAGUAUUUCAUCAAGCCCCCCGUGCACAUCACCAUCUCCUUCCCCUUUGGUGUGGAAGUCUGCAGGGUCAACGUGGACCUGGCGGCCGGAGGUCUCCACGCCGCUACUGGGCUGGACGUCUACACAUCCACCUCGUCCAGCCGGAGCUCCUGGGGCCGGGUUGAGUCCCAGCCCCUAGGGGGUCCUGAAAAAGAGGGGUUCACCCUGGUGGGGAAGGCGCUGCUGAAGAGCCAGAGCAGGGUGACAUUCAGCCAUCGGGGCUUUAAGGCCAGGCCCCCUUUCCAGCUCCCAGAAGCGGAGCCCUCCUACCCCGGGGCGGUGUCUCAAGAGCUCUGGAACCGGGGACCCUCUUCUCUGCACCAGGUGACCCACGUGAAGCUCUGCAUCACCCACGUGGUGGGCGGGGGCUGCCCCUGCAUCAAGAGAGUGGAAGUGUGGGGCCAACCUGCCCGGUCCUGCCCCCACGAGGUCCUGGCCAGCAUCCUGCCAGUGGCUUCCCAGAGCCCCCCUCGGGGCCCGGCGCCCAUGGAGAGCGACUGCGGGCCCCCCUCCGGCUCUGAGGAGGACCGGUCCCCGGGCCUCCGGGAGCUGGCGGACGGGGUCCCGGACGUGCCCGAGGAGUUCCUUGACCCGAUCACCCUGGAGAUCAUGCCCUUCCCCAUGCUGCUGCCAUCGGGCAAGGUCAUCGACCGGAGCACCUUGGAGAAGUGUAACCGGAGCGAGGCCACCUGGGGCCGCGUGCCCAGCGACCCUUUCACCGGCGUGGCCUUCGGCCACCAGUCCCAGCCUCUGCCCCACCCGGCCUUGAAGGCCCGGAUAGACCACUUCCUGCUGCAGCACAGGGUCCCGGGCUGCCAUCUCCUAGGGCGGGGACAAGCGGCUGGCCUGGUGGCCCCCUCCUCCUCCAUCGCGCUGCCUUCUCUGAAGCGGAAGCUGGGCUGCCUGGAGGCCUCCCCGCUCGGGGACCCGCCUGCAAUUCCCUCCAGUUCCGUCCCGCCCGCCAGGGCUAAAAAACUGAAGACCGACAGCGAGCCCAGCCUCACGCACAUGGACUGCUCCACAGGUCCCGUGUCUCACGAGCAGAGGCUGUCGGAGAGCUUGGACACUGCAUUGAUGUCUGCCCUCAGCUCCAUGCCCUCGUUCACCACGCGGCUGGCCAAGGGGCUGCCCCCCUGCUCCAGCGAGGGGAGCAGCAGUUCGUGGGGGGCGAACCCCGCACCCGAGCUGACCCAGAGCAGCGCAGGCCACGGAUGUGCGGCCUGCGGAAGAACGUUCUCCCCGUAUUUCAAGACGGAGCCGGUCUACCAGCUGCCCUGCGGGCACCUCGUGUGCCGCCCCUGCCUCGCCGUGCAGCAGGGGUCGCAGUCCGUGCUGUGCGCCAGUUGUAAAAGGUCAGUGGCCAGCCAGGACGUGCUGAGGGUCCACUUCUAACCAGUCCACCUCGCCCAACUGAGCGGCCAGUGACCAAAGGAGCCCAGGAGAGGAGGGGGAAGGAGCUAGUCACAUCUCUCCGCCUGGGCCCGUCCGUCGGCAGCCGGGCAGAUGGGGGGCUGGGGCGUGGGAGUUCGAGCAGUUAACGCUGGGCUUCCCAGGAGCGAGGGGGGUGGGGAGGGCGGGAGCUCGCCAGCCGAAGCAGGAAAGGAAAACAAGCCAUACGCUUCCCCCCAAGGAGAAGUGAAUCUGAGCCGACCCUCUUCCCUUCAGCCCAGCCUAGCUUCUGGCACCACCCCAGCCUUCCAGCCACCUGGUGGUCGGGGCCAGGCAUCGUGGCUCCCCUGAGCCAGCCCCCGACCUGUCUGCCCCCCAUCCCUCGGAACCAUUCCCCCCCACACCGAACGAUGAACGUCAGGGGCUUUUGGGGCAAUAAAAGCCCUGGUCAGAGUCCCGCUCGGGCCCCAGUGGUGAAGUUUGAUUUUACUUCCGCUCUGUUCCCGUCCCGAGGGUGGCAAUGUGCCCCCCCUCCCCGGGCAUGUGUAUCUCGGGGAUGGCCCACGGCUGCCUCCCCUGCAAUCCGAGGGUCCCAGAUGAGGAACGAGAGCCAUGCUGUCCCGUCUUCCCAGCUACCAGGACCGGUCGUCUCCGAAACCUCACUGGGGCUCAUUUCCAAGAUGACACGGGGGCGUUAAGCCUUCCGCUCUUCGAGUUUGUGAUGGGCUGGGUUCCCAAAAACCUAGUCCAGGCUGGUCCACUGCCACUGCCCGCUAUGUAGUAAGCACUUAACAACUACCAUUUUUUUUUAAAAAAGGGGGGGGCGGUGAGGCGUGCAGUCAGAGAUCAGCCUGCCUUUGGUUCAGGCAUUUUGCCAUUUUCCCAAUGUGGGCAGCAAGACUCCCAGAUUCCCAGGAGUGACAGUCCCUCUCAAGGUCAUCUCGGCCAGCCCUCUGCCUCAAGGCUGAACCGUACAUAAUAAAUGUGCUAUUUGUUAAACGCUUA
Molecule: messenger RNA, 2664 nt
Organism: Ornithorhynchus anatinus (platypus)
Lineage: Eukaryota; Metazoa; Chordata; Mammalia; Monotremata; Ornithorhynchidae
Gene: UBOX5
Product: U-box domain containing 5
Exons: 5
Coding region: 103-1662 (519 amino acids)
Biological process (GO): protein polyubiquitination
Cellular component (GO): nucleus
Molecular function (GO): ubiquitin-ubiquitin ligase activity; ubiquitin protein ligase binding
Source: RefSeq, a predicted model, not a curated record